AUGAACGAUAAUAAACUUGAAUAUCUCGAAACCAAAAUGACUGAACCGGGAAGUAAGGACUAUGAAAAAAUUCAAGAAUUGUUAAAAAAUGAUAAAAAAUUAGUUCCUCAAUUUUGGGUGAAUAAAUAUAAAAACGAGGCAUCAAAGAAUUGGUAUAUUAUCUCAAUUCAAAGAAGAGAAUUUAAUGAACUUUCGUUUAAUAAUGAUGAUCAAGAUUCGAAAUCACGAGAUAAAAGAAUAGCUGUAUUGGAAUUAGGUUGUGGUGUAGGAAAUUUUAUAUUUCCGGUCUUAGAUGCAAAUCCUUUAUUAUUUGUUUACGCUUGUGACUUUUCAAAGAGAGCGAUUGAUUUUAGUCAUGCUCAAUACGAUGAGACGAGAUGUAAUGCUUUUGUAUGUGAUUUAACCAAAGACAAUUUAUCGGAUUUCAUACCAUCAAAUGAUAACAUUGAUAUUGUUUCAUCAAUAUUCGUUUUAUCUUCCAUACCACCUGAAAAACAUUUAAAUGUUAUAAGAAACAUAUCAAAGGUAACGAGACAAGGUUCCGUGAUUUGUUUUCGUGAUUACGCAAUAUACGAUGAGACUCAAUUAAAAUUUUCAAAUGAUGGCACGCAUAAACUUGAUGAGAAUUUAUACGUGAGGCAAGAUGGUACAAUGUCGUAUUUUUUCAUCCUUGAAUACCUCAAGGAUUUAUUUGAAAAGGAUAAAUUAUUUCAAAUGAUAAGUGGUGAAUAUGUUGAAAAGGAAACUAUCAAUAGAGCAAGAGAAUUAUGUGUCGAUAGAAGAUUUUUACAAGCAAAAUUUAUUAGAUUAUGA
Funneliformis geosporum is the source of this 813-nucleotide messenger RNA. Lineage: Eukaryota; Fungi; Glomeromycota; Glomeromycetes; Glomerales; Glomeraceae. The record is from the annotation of a GenBank genome assembly.